AUGAGUCUCAAACGUGUAGUUGUCACUGGUCUUGGGGCCUACACGCCCCUUGGUUCUACAGUUUCAAAGUCUUGGGCAGGUUUGCUUGCUGCUAAGCAAUCACUAAUACCCUUAGAUGCUUUCUACAACAGAGAAGACUUUGCAAAAGUGAAAAAGUUGGUCCCACUAGAUACAGCAGUGAGUAGGUUACAUGCCGAUCCAUUAGAUACUUUCCCAGAGUAUGAUCAGCGAAGAAUGACACCUGCUCACCAGAUCGUUUUGGAAAAGACUAAAGAAGCAUUACUUCAAGCGAAUUUAAUUGCUGAUGAGAAUCUAAACACUUUGACCGAAGAUAUAGAUAAGACAAAAGUGGGAUGCGUUAUCGGUACUGGGAUGCCUUCUAUGCCUGAUUUAGAAUCUACGAUUUCUACACUUUUCACUAAACCGAAGGUGUCUCCUUUCUUGAUCCCGCGUGUGCUACCCAAUAUGGCCAUGGGGAACGUCAUGAUCAAAUACGGGAUACAAGGUCCUUCCAGCUGUCCUUCAACGGCAUGUGCAACCGGAAAUUCUAGCAUAAUCGAGGGAUUCAACUCAAUUCAAUUAGGUCUCGCAGAUGUCAUGAUUUGUGGUUCUUAUGAAUUCAGUAUAGAUCCAAUAUCUAUUGCCGGAUUUUAUAGAUCGAAAACCAUCAGUAAAAAACACCAAACGAGACCAUUUGAUGUGGAACGUGAUGGGUUUAUCAUGGGAGAAGGGUGUGGUAUACUUACGCUUGAGUCCCUAGAAUCUGCACUCAAGAGAGGUUCUCCAAUACUGGCCGAAAUUAGUGGUGUCGGCUUGAGCAAUGAUGGAUAUCAUAUUACUUCUCCAUUACCAGAUGGAUCGGGGGGCAAACUGGCGAUGCAAAACGCAUUGAAAAGAGCAAAUAUUGCUCCACAACAAGUAGGAUAUAUUAACGCCCAUGCUACUUCGACACAACUAGGAGAUGUGGCUGAAAGUACAGCAAUCACAGAAUUAUUUGGCACCAAAAGUACAGGAACGGCACCAUAUGUCAGUAGUAACAAAGGUCACAUUGGCCACUUACUGGGCGCGUCUGGCUCAGUAGAAUCUAUAUUUACCGUCUUGUCGUUGAAAUAUGGCCGCUUCCCCCAUACUCUCAACUUGAAGACUGUUGAUGAAACAUCAAUCAUAAACGAGUUAAAUCUAAUAAAGAACGAAUCUAUGAUUGAUAACUCCAUUGAAUAUGCAUUGACAAAUUCAUUUGGGUUCGGUGGAGUUAAUACAUCCAUUUUGUUCCGUAAAUAUCAUCAAUAA
Kluyveromyces lactis is the source of this 1290-nucleotide messenger RNA. It is a transcript of the gene CEM1, whose product is annotated as fatty acid synthase CEM1. Gene Ontology annotation, biological process: fatty acid biosynthetic process. NCBI's taxonomy places the organism in Eukaryota, Fungi, Ascomycota, Saccharomycetes, Saccharomycetales, Saccharomycetaceae. The record is from RefSeq and is a predicted model, not a curated record. The transcript has a single exon. Bases 1 to 1290 code for a protein of 429 amino acids. Gene Ontology annotation, molecular function: 3-oxoacyl-[acyl-carrier-protein] synthase activity.